This is a messenger RNA of Anthostomella pinea, 690 nucleotides long. The record is from the annotation of a GenBank genome assembly. NCBI's taxonomy places the organism in Eukaryota, Fungi, Ascomycota, Sordariomycetes, Xylariales, Xylariaceae.
AUGUCGAACCCCCUCGAUACCGACGCGGGCUCGGAGCUGUUCAGCAGCUAUGAGGCCGAGUUUAAGCUGGUGCAGGCGGAUCUAACUCAGAAGCUGGACCAAAUACCCGAGUUGGUCGGGGAGCCACGCAAGGCGGUUAUCAGCCAAGCGGAGCGAGCCUUGGAGGAGGCACAAGAGCUGCUCGAUCAAAUGCGCCUGGAGAAGCAGAACAUACCCUCGUCCAGCCGGUCCAAGAUCAACACGCGCUUCCGCAACUUCGAGACCGAUAUCGACGCCCACAAGCGCAAGCUGCGCUCCCUUGCCGACGACCGCGCCGCCAGGUUCGGCUCACGAUACACGGACGAACCGGACUCCUCUUCGCCCUUCGAUGCCCAGCAAGAGCAACGCCAGCAGCUACUCUCCGGAACAGAGCGCCUAGAUCGGAGCUCCCAAAGGCUGAGGAGCUCGCAGGCUCUGGCCCACGAGACAGAGCAAAUUGGCGCCAGCACGCUAGCGGAGCUGGGCGCACAGCGUGAACGCAUUGCCCAUACUGGAGAUAUGCUGUACCAGAGCGAGGGUUAUGUCGACAGAAGCGUUAAGACGCUGCGGGGGAUGGCUCGUAGGAUGGCUACAAAUCGGGUGAUCACGAUAGCGAUCAUCACUGUGCUGGUGAUUCUUAUCAUCGCGGUGGUCUACAGCAAGUUCAGGUAG